AUACAAUUAACGUGGCGCCCACCAAUCUCAUCCUCUGUCAAUUGCUCCCCUCACGAUGGCGAAAAUGACCCAAAUCUGCGCGGCGCUGGCGCUGGCCACAGCCAUGCUGACUAGCUCCACGACGGCGGAGAAGAAAGCCGACGAUGAGCUUGUCUUGGGGCUAUUCACUCCUCAGUGCUUUGAGGCGUUUGCCACUCACCACGACUUCGGCAACGUGGAGUGUAUUAAAUCUGUGAUCAGCAAGGCGUUGAGCUAUGCGAUCAUCACUGGCAGCCUCAUCCUCAAGCUGCCACAGAUCCUCAAGAUCCUGAGCGCCAAGGAUGUCACUGGCCUCACGCCCAGUGCGUUCUACAUGGAAGUAGUGCUCUACCUGUCCAACACCAUCUACAAUGUGCUGCGCGGCUACCCUCUGUCGACAUGGGGCGAGAAUAUGGUGAUCCUGGCGCAGAAUAUCAUCCUGGUAUUGCUACUCUGGUCGUUCUACACGCCCAAGAUCCCUAUGUCCACGCGAUUCAGCCUCGUAUUGGUGUUCGCUGCCAUGGCGGCUGGUAUGUUCUCCAUUCCCGAUGAGCACCAGUGGCUCCUGGCGUCCGCGGGAAUUCCUGUGAGUAUCGUGGCUCGCAUCCCGCAGAUUUUAUCAAACUUCAAGCAGGGCCACACGGGUCAGUUGGCGUUGAUCACACUGGUGCUCAACUUGGCCGGCUCCAUCGCUCGGUUGUUCACGACUAUGCAGGAGACGGGCGAUCCAGUGCAAGUGGCGGGCUUUGGUGUGGCUAUCCUGCUCAACGGCACCCUGGUACUGCAGGUGUUGCUGUUCUGGGGAGCUACCAACAAGGCGUUGGCUCAGGCGACCAAGAAGAAGGAAAACUAGAGGAGCAUUCGAUGGCUCAAGCCGCUGCUUUGGCGGCUGCCGGCGUGUUAUUCUGUAACAAACCGUGCUGCUGGCUAUCCUUCUCUUCCACGUCUUCGUCCUGCACACUUUCGUCAUCAUCGUCUUCUUCUUGUUCCUGCUUCAGCCUGUUGAUCUUCUGUUCUUGCGAACUGAUUCUCUUCUUGGGCUUUGGUUGGUUGAAAAUCGGCGGGUAGUCUAGUGUGUUGAUGAACGUGAUGGUCUUGGGUGCUCCGAGUUUACUGUAAUACCUCACCAUGCUGCCUGUAAAGGGGGCUUUAGGGGCGACACUCUCGGCCUUCUUCUCCUCUUCCAGCUGCUCCAAUCGCUGCAGCGACUGCGUGUUCUCCACUUCGGUCCUCACAGCUUCAGCAAUUAGCUGCGCCUGUGUCAAUCGAUUACCAGUUUUCUCCACUACCGGCUUCUUGUUCUUUGCCGCUAACUUCGCUGCUUCAUGUGACGCUCGUCGUCUCAUUUCCGACGACUCCGACGACUUCCUGGCUGUCGACGACCGUACUGUCGGCGCUACAUACUCAAAUACUGGCGUUGUAGGUGCAGUAGUGGCUAAUGGGGUCUUUUGUACUGUGGAUGCUGCUUUCCGUUUAGCUGGACGAGGCUGGAUGGGCUCUUUGUAUCGUCCAGAACUCGUCGCCGAGCGUUUGCGCUUCGUAGGCUUCUCGUCCUCUUCAGCGUCGUGGAUUUCUUCAUCUGGUGCUUCUUCGUCGUCAAAAUCCGAGUCUACGAUGUCUUCCUCCUCUGUAGAUCCAUACAAAACAUCGAGUUCAGUGAGAAAAGAUAAUGAAAUAGUCUUGACAAUGCGAGAGAGUGGAUGGAUACCUGCUUCGGUGGAAUAGUCCUCGUCUUCGCCAUCUUCUUGCCACGCUGCUUGGCCCCAGAACGAUGCAUCUGCUUCAGCUUCUUCCCCAAUGAGCUUGUGGAUGCGGGUACCGCGAGAACUGCGCGCUGGCAGCACCUUGCGGGUCUCAGCGUCGCUCUGAGGACUGGGGCUGCGACGACGAGAAUUGCGCGGCAUCGAAGAUUAGUUGUAGUUGU
Molecule: messenger RNA, 1942 nt
Organism: Phytophthora nicotianae INRA-310
Lineage: Eukaryota; Oomycota; Peronosporomycetes; Peronosporales; Peronosporaceae
Exons: 2
Coding region: 56-871 (271 amino acids)
Source: RefSeq, a predicted model, not a curated record